ACAUUAAAGUGAAUCUUCUUUUAAAUUCAUCUGAUUCGACUGCAGUCUCGAGAGGAAUAACCAGAAAAUGAUUCUACUUCAUUUACUGCUGACGCUCAGCGGAGUGGGAUGCACAGUGGAGCAGAGCUUUGAGACAAAGACUGCUGCUGUUGGAGAGAACGUGGCUCUGAUAUGUCGCUGUGGACCGUUAGAUACCGUGUUCUGGAUCAGACCUGUUUCUGGAAAACUUCCUGAAGUCUAUAAAACAUUUAGCUCUGCAAGUUUUGAUCCUCGCAUCAGAUCCACAGAAGAGUCUGGGGCUUUUGUCCUGCGCAUCACAAAGGCAACUCAGAGAGAUACUGGAGUUUACUACUGUGUGAAAACAGAAAAACAAAACUUGACAUUAUUGAAAGGAGUGGACCUGAAAGUUCAAGGAUCAGAACCUGACACCACUGCAGUUCCUCCUUCUGACCCGGUCCGUCCAGGAGACUCAGUGACUCUGCAGUGUUCAGUCCUCUCUGACUCUGAGACUAAAACAUGUCCAGGAGGACACAGUGUGUGCUGUUUGAAAGACGGAUCAGAUGUUGAUUCAAGUUUUAAUUAUAUUCAAGAAAACCCAGAAGGACUCUCCACAGAGAAAUGUACCUACGGCUUCUUCAGGAACGUCAGCUCCUCUGAUGCCGCGACUUGUUGCUGUGCUGUGGCCACAUGUGUGGAGACAGUUUGUGACACCAGACCAAAACCUGACAGCGAAGGUAAGGUGCAUCAUAUUUCUGUAUCUGGAAAGAAGCAUUUUGUGCUAUUUGAGUUCAAGUUUUUGCUCUUGAAACUAUUUUCUCGUGUUUAUAUUGUGUCAGCAGCGGACUGGCAGAAAGAUACAGUUCUCUACCUGCUUUGUGCCGCUUUGAUUCUAAGUCUGAUCAUCAUAGUCUUCCUCCUCUAUUCAGUCAAGAAACUCAAGAAACAAUCGUGUGGUUGUUGCACCGCUGCUGUUGCUCUUCAAACGAACCCGGCAGCAGCAAGUGUCGAUCACCAAAGUCAGCAGACAAGUGAUGACUCUUUGGUUUAUUCUGCGCCGACAUUCAGCGGUAGAAAAUCUAGCCGAGCAGACAGAAGGGAAGCAAAAGCAGCAGAGGAGGAGGAGGAGGAGUGCAUCUACACUAACGUCAAGGCUGUGGAGUUGGAUUAAAAACAUGCAGUCUUGGGUGUUGCAGUGUGGACAGGAGGCUGGCUGAGCAUACAGCCUGGAGAUUCAUGACCAGACAGAUUGAGAACAUCACAGGGGAAGUUGCAGCAGUGUGAACCUGUCCAUCUCAGUGCUGCCUGCGACUCAGCUUGUGGUUAAAGACUGUAAAACAGGUCAUGCAAUCAGCACUAACACAGACGAUCAGCUAGUCAAAAUGGCCGUUUUGGACAGAGGAAGGGGAGGAUCACCUCACUGAUCCGUCUAAGUAACAGCACUGACUAUAUGACGCUAUAACCUACUGCUAAACUGACAGUUUCACAACUUUUCCUCUGCUCUGCUCUGAUUCACAGCCACUCCCAAACACCCAGCCUCUCUGUCUCACUCCUGACAAUAACUCUUUGCAAAAUGCACGCUGUGCUCAUUCAUAUUUUAAGGUGCUACAGUUUAUAUCCGGCUAUUAAAAAAAACACACACACCUGAAAAGACGGCAGUUUGAACGGAGGCAUGUUGAGUCCAGAGUCUAGUUGUUGCAUCCGUGUGAACUUUUCUUAACGUUGGCACAUCGUGAGUAGUUUUGAGAUUUCCACUCGACUCGUCACAAAUCUUGAACGAUGAACUCGUCUGCUACCAUCAGUCUGUUUCUGUUAAAGAUCCAUAACAAUUGCAGUUUAACUGAUAUUCUAACACCAUUUUGUCAAAUCUGUGACCUGUACAACAUUCAGUCUUUUAUGUUCUCCACACAUGCCUUUGUUAAGAGUGUUGUCUGUAUGUGUUCUAUAUUACAGCUGCUUUGUGAUUUUGGUCAUUUUGUUUUUCUGUGACCAGUUUGCUGUUAUUCAAGCCAUUCCACUAGCUGUCUCAGGCUAACGAACUGCUAAUGCAACUUUCUACAUAUAUGUUAUCUUUUCAGUUUCUUUCUUACUGCACUAUCUCACGUUUUACAAUAACUUUGUUGUUGUUCAGGGAAUCUUAACCCUGUGGCUUCCUGUUUCCAGUGAGAACUUCAAAGUGUGAUGUUUCAGUGAUGUGUAAUGGACGAAAACGAAGCGAGGGUACACAAAGACAUGAAUGAGACCUAUGUGACAGGAAGUGGCCUUGAUCUGUGUCCUGUGAUGCAAUUGACACUGUCACAUACUGUAUAGUUGUAAUGUCACGUCACCGCCUGUGUUCAGUUAAAUACCAACGAGGUUCCUGAGAGGACACAACGUCAAGAUGAUCCUGUUAUGGUUCACAUUGCUUGUGCUUCAUCGAGGAUAUACACUGGUGCCAGUAACCACAGUUGAACUCGGGGAACCUGCGACCUUCUCGUGUGAUUUUCCUAACGAUCUGAUCAGCCGUAGAAGCAUCCAGUGGUACAAGCAGAGUGCCGGCGAUUUACUGAAACUAAUCGUGACGCGGCAGAAAUCUACGCAGCCCGAGUACGCACCAGGGUUUUCGAACUCGAGAUUUCAGGUGAACAGCGAUGACAAUUUUUGCAACCUGACCAUCCUGAGGACAAGGCGAGACGACGAGGGCACGUAUCACUGUGCAGUAUCGGAGUGGAUUAUAAAGACGGUAUGGAGCGGGACGUACCUGUUACUGAAAGGAAACAGUCAGAGGACAUUGAACUACACUGUUGUUCAGCAGCCGACAGCCUCUGAUCCAGUCCGUCCAGGAGACUUGAAGACUCUCCAGUGUUCAGUCCUCUCUGACUCUGAGACUAAAACAUGUCCAGGAGAUCACAGUGUGUUCUGGUUCAGAGUCGGAUCAGAUAAAUCUCAUCCGAACAUCCUCUACACUGAUGGAAACAGACGUGAUGAAUGUGAAGACAGAUCUGACACUCAGAAAAGCUGCGUUCACCACUUCUCUAAGAAGGUCAGCUCCUCUGAUGCUGGAACUUACUACUGUGCUGUGGCCACAUGUGGAGAGAUUCUGUUUGGAAAUGGAGCUAAAGUGGAAACUGAGUGUCCAAGAAUGAAUUCUGAGUUUAUUGCUCUGGUGAUGGCAAUAAUCUGCUUUGUCAUUUCCCUGAUUGGAAAUAUUGUUUUCAUCUGUUGUCGAAUUUCAAGACCAAAAUGUGAACAAGUUAAAGAAAGCACAGCUUCAGAAGCAAAACGUGUCGUCUCAACUCAACCAGUAUAUGAUAUUACUGAAAGUGGAGAUGAUCUGAACUACGCUGCGCUGCAUUUAUCUGGAAGAAGAGCUACAAGCGGGAGGAAGAAGAACGAGGUGGAGACGGAAGAAAGUGUGUAUUCUCAAGUUAAACGCUGAAUGUGAAUCUGUGUCCACAAAAAAAAAAUGAUUGACAUGAAUUAUGAAUGUAUAUCAGAUUGAUCUCUGAUAGUGACAUACAUGAUUCCAUUUGAACUUUACUGAGUUAACUGUUUCAUGAUAAAAGCCAAAAUCAUACCAUGCUUGUUCUGUUCCAUAUUUUACUAUUAACCUUUUUGUUUUUGUCAUUCUGUCAUUUUCAUAAUAGAGUUAUUAAAGUCUAUAAUUUUGCUAAAUUUCUCUGCUCUGCCUGUUUUUAACAUUAGUUCUAAAUAUCCCUAAUCUUUAUUAAAAGAAAAAGAAAAUCCUAAUGCUGAAACAUCAAAUUGUUCAGUCUUAAACACAUCAGUUGUCCUAAACACUAUCCAGAUGUUCUUUGAUCCCCCAGGGUUUGAUUGUUGGACCACUACUAUUUGAUCUGUACAUUCAUCCUUUAUGUUAAAUCUGACAUGACAAUAACAGCUUAUCACUGUACGCCGAUGACACUCUCCUGACAUUUAUUUUGUCAUUUAGUCUUUUAGAUAUUGAGCAAAUAAAUAGUGCGAUACAAUACAGUAGUUGUAGUUUUGUUCUAACAAGGAGUCCUAAUUGGAUUGCUCUGGUUCGUAAACCUUUACACGUCCUUCAACAGUUUCUUAUACAUAACAGUGUUUUGUUGCCGUGCCACAAAAGUUAAAUGUUUAUAAUGUGAAAAGCUUUUCUUAACCUGUGUAAAACACAUUGAAUUGCCACUUUAACUGAAGCAUGCUAUGUGUAAAUAAAGCUGCCUUGUGUGCAGAUAUCCACCUCUGUUCAGUGUCACUUUGAUCGUGCUCUGGCUUUGUUGAUCUUCAAACAGACACUACUAGCAACUCAAAACGAGCAUGUGAGAGGCGCUCUGUGAUUGGCUCAACAGAGCCGCAAGCCUCAAUUCUUUUGGACAGAACUUGUCAACUCCUCUUUCUAUUGGUCCAAACACUUCUCAGUGGUAGAGCCCCAAGGUGACUGACUUCUCGAAUCAGUGGUACCAAAAAAAAUCAAAGUGUGGGUCUAAGCUUGACGGGCAGAUGACUUGUCUCUGUACAGUCUUGUGUACUGUGCUGUGUGUUAAAAUAAAUAAAUAAAUCUCAAAGUUGUACAUGGGCAGAUUACAGAUGUCACUGUUUGGAAUAUAUUGGAAUAAAAACUACUGAUGUUU
Messenger RNA from Acanthopagrus latus (yellowfin seabream), 4592 nucleotides. RefSeq lists its product as uncharacterized. The record is from RefSeq and is a predicted model, not a curated record. Gene Ontology annotation, biological process: response to bacterium. The coding region runs from base 2378 to 3415 and encodes 345 amino acids. The transcript has 11 exons. Lineage: Eukaryota; Metazoa; Chordata; Actinopteri; Spariformes; Sparidae.